Messenger RNA from Phytophthora sojae, 890 nucleotides. RefSeq lists its product as hypothetical. Gene Ontology annotation, biological process: alternative respiration. Lineage: Eukaryota; Oomycota; Peronosporomycetes; Peronosporales; Peronosporaceae. Gene Ontology annotation, cellular component: mitochondrion. The record is from RefSeq and is a predicted model, not a curated record. The annotation marks the transcript as partial. Gene Ontology annotation, molecular function: alternative oxidase activity. The transcript has a single exon.
AUGCACUACUCCACCGCCGCCAAGUUCAUGGAGCGAUCGGCCAUGACGCAGCUCUACCGUCGCCAGGCCAUGGGCUUACUCAAGCGUCAGCGCUUCGACUCGGUCAUGGCUUCUUCCCUCACCUACCGGUUCGCCUCGACCAUUGCCCCCACGGCCCAAGCGGCAGUGAAGCCCGCCGUCGCGGAGAAGGCUGCUCAUCUUGAGCCGACCAACGCCACCAACGAGCCCGCCUACAAGGCGCACUUCACGCUGUCUCGCAUCCCAACCAGCGAGAAUGGCGAGCCGAUCUGGGAGAACCCCAUCAACCACGCCGUGUACGACCUCGACAAGAUCGCCACCAUGGAGCAGACGCACCACCCCAUCGUCAAGAUGCACGAGCGCGUCGCCUACAUGGCCGUCAAGGCGCUGCGCACGGGCUUCGACGUCAUCUCCGGCUACCGCGGCCCCGGCGGCGCCAUGACCGAGAAGGACUGGCUCAACCGCUGCCUCUUCCUCGAGUCCGUGGCGGGCGUGCCCGGCAUGGUGGGCGGCAUGCUGCGCCACCUGCGCUCGCUGCGCCUGCUCAAGCGCGACUACGGCUGGAUCCACACGCUGCUGGAGGAGGCCGAGAACGAGCGCAUGCACCUGCUCAUCUUCAUGAACAUCAAGCAGCCGGGCUACUUCUUCCGCGCGCUCGUGGUGGGGGCGCAAGGCGUCUUCUUCAACGGCUUCUUUCUGACGUAUCUCGUCUCGCCCAAGACGUGCCACCGCUUCGUGGGCUACCUCGAGGAGGAGGCCGUCAAGACGUACUCGUGUCUGCUGCAGGACAUCGAGGACGGCCACCUGGACGCGUGGAAGGAAAAGAAGGCGCCGCUCAUCGCGCAGACGUACUACAAGCUGCCGGAGGACGC